Clarias gariepinus (North African catfish) is the source of this 1104-nucleotide messenger RNA. RefSeq names its product adenosine receptor A2a-like. Gene Ontology annotation, molecular function: G protein-coupled adenosine receptor activity. The record is from RefSeq and is a predicted model, not a curated record. Gene Ontology annotation, cellular component: membrane. Lineage: Eukaryota; Metazoa; Chordata; Actinopteri; Siluriformes; Clariidae. The transcript has a single exon. The coding region runs from base 100 to 1104 and encodes 334 amino acids. Gene Ontology annotation, biological process: adenylate cyclase-activating G protein-coupled receptor signaling pathway; G protein-coupled adenosine receptor signaling pathway; vasodilation.
UUCACGUUGCACCUAAUCGCUUUUGAAUUCUUCCUGUUAUUCCAGUGAUUAAGGCCUGGACUCAGGACUGGAGCUGAGGAGGUCCACGCUCAUGGAAGUAUGAACAGCUGCCUGGUGAUUACUCCGAACGGAUCGACUCGGGCGCUCAUCCCGGCUAAGCAAGAGUUUUUUCACGGACCUUACAUUGCAGCCGAAGUAACGAUCUCCGUCCUGUCUACAUCCGGAAAUCUGCUGGUUUGCAUCGCAGUCUGCCGAAACAAGAAGCUCAGAACAGUCACCAACUACUUCCUGGUCUCUUUGGCAGCAGCCGAUUUCUUUGUAGGCACGCUGGCCAUCCCCUGCGCUAUCAUGGCAGAUCUGGGUCUCCCCCACCAUAAUCUAUACCUGUGCACUGUUAUUGUCUACAUGCUCAUGACGCUGACCCAGAUCUCUGUCUUCAGCCUGCUAGCCAUAGCCAUCGAGCGCUAUUUGGCGAUCCUGUUGCCGUUUCACUACCAGAGGCUCCUGAAGCCGAGCAACGCUAGGCUAGUUAUAGUGCUAACCUGGUUUCUUGCUUUCCUUCUGAGCUCGGUGCCGCUGCUGGGCCUUCAGGACAGAUCCAGUCAUAUAGACUACUGCUUCUUCUCCUGUGUGGUGGACAUCGCCUUACUGGUGUACUUCAACUUCUUCGGUUGUGUUUUGAUUCCCCUGCUGGUGAUGUUUUUUGUUUACGCUCACAUCUUCAUUACCGUCAGAAGGCAGGUGAGGCGCAUCGCGGCACUGCAUAGCGCGUUGGAAGUGCAAGCUAGGCAAACUUCAGCGAUGCGACGUGAAGCGAAGAAGGCCACGUCUAUUUUCCUGCUGAUCUUCCUGUUCGUGCUGUGCUGGAUGCCGAUCCACAUUACCAACUGCUUGCAGCAGUUUUGCCCGCAGUGCGCCGUGCCGCUGCCUGUUAUUUUGACAGCAGUCAUCCUUUCUCAUGCCAAUUCGGCCAUUAACCCUCUGCUGUAUGCCUACAGGAUGAAAUCCUUCCGUCAGGCGUUUAAAGGCAUGUUCCUUUGUUGUCGAGUUGCUCCUCCAAUAAGUGAUACUACUGACAGCAACGGGACGUCGAAAAAAACAUAA